AUGAACGAGCUUGUGAUUCCCAAGAAGGCAACGAAGCAUCAGUUUCCGUACGAGGAACUUGUUCUCAAGGAGAACAGCGAGAGCUAUCCGAUGUGGGUGAACUACGACGGGUUGAUCAUACUUGAGACGUUCCGGGAGUCUUCUCGGCAAGCGAGCGACUUUCUGAUAGCUAUUGCAGAGCCCAUGAGUAGGCCUCUCAAGAUACAUGAGUUCCAGAUCACAGCAUACUCUCUGUAUGCUGCUGUGAGUGUUGGGCUGACGACCGGAGACAUCAUCGAGACGCUGGACCGGUUUUCCAAGAACCACCUCCCAAGGUCUGUCAAGGUGUUUAUCACUGAAUGCACGCUGAGCUAUGGGAAAGUGAAGCUUGUCAUGAAGGAAAAUAGCUUUUUCUUGGAGGCGGCAAACGAGUCUGUGUACAAGAUGCUGUCUGAGGAUGCAGUGAUAAGAUCGCACACUGUCGACAAGCCGAAGGAGAAGGGAGGCCUAUCCAUAGAGGUUGAAGACGUAGAGUUGGUGAAGAAGAGGUGCAUCGAGGUUGAUUAUCCAUUGAUUGAGGAGUAUGACUUCAGAAAUGACAAGGUGCUCCGAAGCCUCAAAAUAGAUCUCAAGCCCACCACGAUUAUCCGGUCCUAUCAGGAGAUAUGUCUCAACAAGAUGUUUGGAAACGGAAGGGCGAGGUCGGGAAUAAUUGUGCUGCCUUGUGGAUCUGGAAAAACUAUUGUUGGGAUCACGGCCAUAAGCACGAUCAAGAAGAGCUGCCUUGUGCUGUGCACGUCUGCGGUGUCUGUUGAGCAGUGGAGGCAGCAAACACAGCAGUUCACAAACAUAUCUCCGGACAACGUGGGAAGAUUUACUUCUGAUCAUAAGGAAUGGCCGAAGGACGACUGCGGAAUAGUUGUUACAACAUAUACAAUGCUUGCGUAUACGGGGAAGAGGUCUUACGAGGCACAGAAGAUCAUGGAUCUCAUACGAAAGACCGAGUGGGGGCUGCUUGUUCUUGAUGAAGUGCAUGUUGUUCCUGCAAUGAUGUUCAGAAGGGUUCUAUCGCUAGUGUCUCACCACUGCAAGCUCGGACUUACUGCGACGCUAGUCAGAGAGGAUGAUAAGAUCGAGGAUCUGAACUUCUUGAUUGGGCCCAAGCUCUAUGAGGCCGAUUGGCAGGAUCUUAGUGCCAAGGGGCACAUAGCCAAGGUGUCAUGUGUGGAGGUAUGGUGCGGGAUGACUGGAGACUUCUACAGAGAAUACCUCUCUCAGCCGACGCGCAGAAGAAGGCUUCUAUCUAUAAUGAACCCAACGAAGUUCCAGGUGUGUGAGUAUUUAAUCAAUAAACAUGAAAGCAGAGGAGACAAGAUCAUUGUUUUUUCUGACAGUGUAUAUGCAUUGAAAGCAUAUGCUCUGAAGCUUGGAAAGCCAUUUAUCUACGGGCCUACGGGGCAGACUGAAAGGAUGAGGAUUCUGAAGCAAUUCCAGACAAACCCAGUUAUCAACACGAUAUUUCUAAGUAAGGUUGGAGACACUUCUAUCGACCUCCCGGAAGCCACAUGCCUAAUCCAGAUAAGUAGCCACUUUGGGAGCAGGAGGCAAGAAGCACAAAGACUUGGAAGAAUUCUUAGGGCAAAGAGGAGAAACGACCCGGACUUUAAGGUCUACUUCUACUCCCUAGUGAGUAAGGACACUGACGAGAUGUUCUAUUCGAACAAAAGACAGCAGUUUUUGAUAGACCAGGGAUACACGUUCACAAUACUUACGGACAUCCCCGAGGUACACGAAAACGAGCACUGUGUGUAUAGAACAAAAGGACAGCAAAGGGAGUUGCUAGCGGGGGUACUACUUGCAUCUGAAAAGGAGUUGGAGAGUGAGGAGAGCGACAAUGCAGAAGGGAUUGUAUAUAGCACAGCAAAGCUGAAGAGCCUCAGCGGAGCCGAUGAGAUGGCCUAUAUUGAAAGGAAGGGCCCACAGCACCAUGCCUUUACGAAGAGCAACAAAAAGAAUAGGAAAAUGAAUCCAAAGCCUUAG
Messenger RNA from Encephalitozoon hellem ATCC 50504, 2019 nucleotides. RefSeq names its product Rad25-like DNA repair helicase. Gene Ontology annotation, biological process: nucleotide-excision repair; transcription initiation at RNA polymerase II promoter. NCBI's taxonomy places the organism in Eukaryota, Fungi, Microsporidia, Unikaryonidae. The transcript has a single exon. The record is from RefSeq and is a predicted model, not a curated record. Bases 1 to 2019 code for a protein of 672 amino acids. Gene Ontology annotation, molecular function: ATP binding; DNA binding; hydrolase activity. Gene Ontology annotation, cellular component: nucleotide-excision repair factor 3 complex; transcription factor TFIIH holo complex; transcription preinitiation complex.